GACAAACAAACUUUGUAGGAGGUGGUGGGGGUGGUCGACAGUUGCUCAGUAACACACACAUACAUGCUCACAAGAAGGCAAGACGUGGAGUUUCCCUUUUGUUUCCAACAUCAAGGAUUUGGAUAUCAUUUCAUUUCGGUUGGGUUACUUUAGUCACUGUGUGGCUCCUGGAUGACCUGUGUGGAUAUUUAAUGUUUUAGCUCCUGUGGGUGCAGACACAUGUUUUGGUAAUCGAGUGUCAGACUGUGAGGACACCGUGUCAAAGAGAACUGCGGCAUACUGACAAGAACAAACAAGCAGACGCCCAUAAAACCCAACACUGCUCCUGUUCUAACAGACGAACCAACCCCUCAUAUCCUCAUUUAUAUAUUAAUAAACAUGACAUUUUAUAUUCAUAUUAAAUUAAACUGAAUCCAAACAAUUUUUUAAUUAAUUUUAUUGAUGUUAGGCCUGUAGAGACCACAGGGCAUCUGCAGUAGCUCAGGCAGUGUGUUCACACACUGUCUUAUUAGAUGUUUUUUGUCUUUUUUUAAGAAGUUGCCUCUUAUGGCUUUGAAAGAUAUUACUGUGGAGAUCCGCAUAGCACACCUUUAGUAAGAUUACAUAGCUUGUAGCAGACAUAUUGAGUGCAUCUUCAACCAUCGGUCCAUCCCUGAAGAAGAGGCAUGAUGUCGAGGCCUCCAUCCUCCCAGACCACCCCUCAGUUCUACAGAGUCAGUGAAAGAGAUCUCACCGAGAUUGAGCUUCAUUCUGUUGACUCUAUCAACGAUCUCCACCGAACACACCAUGAACACAGCAACAAAGGGGUGAGGCCUCCUCGUCCGGCAAACUCCCCCUCCUCCAAUGGGAAUCUCUACACAUGUGACAUGGCAGCUGUCAAUCAAAGAGGCCGUCCAAUUAGCAGCAAAUGGCAGAGCCGUCUGCAGGAUAUGUUAACACCAAGUUCAUCGCGGGCUUACGCCAUGGGCUGUGCUAUCAUCACGCUGCUUCUGCUCACAGUGCUACUCAUCUUCUACUUUCUGGUCCAGCAGGGCGGUGCCAUCCAGAUGCUGACUGAGGCUGUGAGGGAGAAAGAGGCUGCAGCCACAGAGCUGUCACUGCUGAUCCAACAACUGCAGGCACUGAGACACAACCUGACAGCCUUGAGAGGAGGGACAUAAUAUGUACAGAACACUAAACUUGGAUACACACACUGGACAAGAGUUGCUUAAACAUGCAGUAAAACUGGGUUUUACAGUUGAUGUUCCCUGAAUGUUGUCUGCGUUUAGGAUUAAAUGUUAUUGAUGUAAUUGCCCUGGUAAGUGCAACAAAAUAACUUUCCAAUGAUCUCUUUUAUUCUGUGAUUGUGCAUAAUUAAAUCAGUUUAACUGGUUGCUUAAAAGACUGAGUGAAUGGAUGAAUGUUGAAUGUGAUACAAUUGUGUAACAAAAAUAAUGUAUAAAAGACACAUUAUCUUAAUCUAACAGUGGUUUCUGUAUGUGGUGUCAAAAACUGACUUUGAUGUCAAACACAAAUGAUUAAAUGCAAAAAAACAAA
Messenger RNA from Eleginops maclovinus (Patagonian blennie), 1536 nucleotides. RefSeq lists its product as uncharacterized. The transcript has 4 exons. The coding region runs from base 666 to 1160 and encodes 164 amino acids. The record is from RefSeq and is a predicted model, not a curated record. NCBI's taxonomy places the organism in Eukaryota, Metazoa, Chordata, Actinopteri, Perciformes, Eleginopidae.